AUGACAGAUGAAAGGCCGACUGGGAAACAUAAGAAAGUGGCAAGGAAGAACGAUACGGAGGAACGGAUGUCGAAACAGGUUGAUUUCGAAACCACAGACACACUUAUAAACGAAGGGACAAUAGAAAUACAAGAAACAGAGACCAGGAACAAACCGGAGAAGAGAGAGCAUGGUGAUAAAGAGGCUGUUGUCAAUGAUACCAUAACUGAAUCUGAGUCAGAGAGGUCAUCGAUAAGAAGUAUUGAUUCUGUUACUGAGACAGUAGGAAUACAAGAAACAAACAUCAGUGGUGAACCAAAAGCGGAAGAGCAGAGUGAUAAAGAGGAUGUUAUCAUAGAAAUUACUACUGGACCUGAGUCAGAAAGGUCAUCGACACCAAGUAUUGAUUUUGAUACCACUUUCAAAGCCUAUUCUUUGGGAGAUUACAAUCUAUGGAAGACAAAGGUAUCUGGUAAGUUCUCCACACUGACUGAUGACGAGGUGUCCGUGUUAUUCUGUUUUCUGUGUUCUGACUCCGGUCCUCCUGACUUCACUGACACAGAGUGGCUGGACAAGCUUAAUAAGAUACGACAGGAUGUGUACGGUAAAGAGAAUCCUGUAACAAGUGAGGAAGCACAACAGACUCUGGACAGACUGAAGUCACGUGAUUACCUUUGGGAAGAUCAGGACAAGAUAACGGACACAAAGGAUGAGACAAUGUAUAGGAUAGCAUCAAUAAACCGUGAUAUACCAUUCUAUUACAGUAGUUAUAACACAGCCAGUGUGUACCUGAGAUCAUCUGGAUACAACAGAAAACCUAAAGAGAAGUGUGUCAUCAGUGAUGGUUACUGUGAUUCCUCUCUGAUACGCCGUCUACAUUUGAACAUACUGACUCACGUCACCAUGGAGGACACGGAUAUAUAUAAUGAGAUAUACCAGAUAUUGAAUAUUCCAGAACAUAACGUAAAGAGCAACAGAGAUGAACGAGAAGAAUUUCUAAUGGAGCUAAGAGAAAGACGGGAGGCUGUCCAUUACAGAGGAAGAUCACAGGACAGUGUAGAUCACGUGACAUGGCUCUGGAGAUACGGGUUUGACGCGAGACCUGACAUCGUGAGAUCCUGUAUAGGCCUCCAUCCACACUGGGACAUUUACAUCAUCGACAACAAAGCUUGUAAUAAACCAACUAAAUACCAUAACUUCCCGCCAGAAGUCAGAUGUCUACUGUACUGCUUACUGUUAACUGAGAAAUAUCAACUGAAUCUCAAUGAACAAUCACACAGAAUCACAAGGGACAAAAUCAGAGAUAGAUAUUUCACUGAUAUCACUGAUGACGGCUUGGUAGAUCUUCCUGAUGGAAUCACAGAAACACAUAAUGGUGUGACAACAUUUAUGUCAGACGAUAUCCGACAUGACGCCAUGUACGCCUUUGUCACGGAGUGUCUGGUGGAGGACAGUGAUCAGGAGUUUUUCCUGACCACGGCGUCACGUGACGUGAUCUCAGAAUACUGCAGGUCCUGGGAGUAUAAGAGGAGUGAGGGAGAGAGAUGUCUGUAUGUACCAGACAAGCCGAAGAAGAUGUACGACCUCUUCAUAGACAAACUACAGCUGGACAUCAUCACACACUGUACCGUGUCUGACGGGGGGAUUCAUGACAGUAUCAGUAAACGUUUGAAAAUACCCAGAGAAAUACUGUAUUGGGACAUUGACGCAAGAAAAAGGUUCGUCCAAAUUUCCAGUCAAGAUAGUGUGAACAUGUGUCGAGCCAGAGGUAUGAUAGUGGGAUGCACAGGCGCAGGAAAAACGACUCUUCUGAGAAGGCUUCAAACGAAAAAUAAAGAAGAAAGUAUACAGCCAACUGAGACGACCGUCGGCCUUGAUAUCCACGAGGAUUUGUUCGAAAUUAAAGAUGACACGUUAAUAGAUUUUGAUAAAAAUGGAACCAAAUCUGAUAGGACCUCUAACAGCACAAGUGGCAAACAACUUAUAAGUAUGACGGAUUUUGCUGGACAGAUAGCGUAUUAUGCGUGUCAUCAGAUUUACCUCUCCAGAAGAGCCUUUUAUCUCGUGGUUGUUGAUAUGUCUAAACGGCUGAAUGAAAAAGCCAUAUUAUACGACACCGAUAGACACAACCCCUUAGGAUCUUUAUUUCAUAAAUGGACAUUUGCAGAUUAUUUUGUGUUUUGGCUGCAAUCAAUUAAGACCUACUGUGAGGAUGGGACAUCUAAGGAAAGUCAAAGUGAUGAAACUAAGGCCAACCCUGUUAUCUUGAUUGCCUCGCAUCAUGACUGCUUAGGGCAGAGGAAACAAACCACGUCCAACGAAACUGCAUUCUAUGAUACACUAGAGAAAUGUUUACCUAAAGAACAUACAUUGAAUGAUCACAUUUCACCAGCACGUUACUUCGAGAUUGAAUGUCCACGUGGAAAAUUGAAUGAACAUCAGGAAGAAUCAAUCGAACAAGUGAGAAAAUGCAUUGUUCAUACAGCAACAAGUCUUCCGCAUUGGGGUGAAAAAAUUCCACAUAUAUGGUACAUGUUUGAGCAAUUUGUUCAAGAACACAAAAUAAAGAGAAUUUGCAGUAGAGAAAGCCUACAAGCAGAGAAAGAGUUUAAUUUUCUAGACGAAAAUGAGUUGGAUGAUAUGCUUAGAUACUUUUCAGAGGUAGGCCAGAUAAUCUAUUUCUCAGAAAUGGGUCUGAGCCACAACAUUAUAUUGGACGUUGAGUGGUUUGUAGGUGCUUUUAGAAAUAUCAUAACAGAUCCUACUCACGCACGCCCAGCAUGCAGAAGGGUUAAAGAAUGGGAAAUUUUCAUGAAGAACGGAAUAAUCUCCGAUUCAACACUGGUCAAGAUUUGGAGAGAAAACAAAAAAGAAUCAUAUGUUCUUCAAAAGGAUAAUAUAGUACCAUACAUGGAAAAACUUGGCAUUGUUGCAAAAAUGAAAUCACAAGAAGUCGAGGAAGAAGACGACGAAGCGUCGGGGAAAAGACAAGAAUCCCUGUACUAUAUCCCUAGUAUCAAUAAGACUGACUUCACAACAGAAGGCUUUGAUUUAUACAAUAACGGAAAUAAGACUCCGAUUUUGGUUUUUUCUUUCAAAACAUUUAUUCCGCAUUUCUUUUUCUUUAGACUUGUUGCGAUAUGUUUUUCGAAGUGGGAAUUUUUAAGCCAGGACUGGCUUUGUAAAAACGUUGCUUUUUACAAGGAAAAGGGUGAUGACAUUUACAUUGCUAUUGCUGUUAAUAAAACAUCCAUUCAAUUGCAAGCGUUUACUCCAGAGGAUAAAAUCAAGCUAACAAGCGCAGAUACCAAACAGAUCAGAGUUCAAAUUGAAUAUAUGCUUGGGGAGCUUACCACCACAUUCCAUCACCAAGUUCUCUAUGAAGUCGGAUACGCGUGUGAAGAUAUAAAUAUCACUGAAGAAGAUGAAGACUGCUUCUUACCAGAGAGAACAGUUGCGGAACUGAAAACUAAUGAGCGAGUUUGCCCAAAUUUUAGAAAAAUGGAUCAUCGAAAGCAUCAGAUUGUUCGUGAUGAUCUACUGCAUUAUUGGUACACGGGAGCUGUUAGCAGUGAUCUGUUUUCUUGAUUUUUGGACAAAAAAGGAAAUGAUUGUGAAAGCUAUGACAUUUCAUAUGUACAAAACAAGCUCUAUUUUCAUGUCUUAUUUCUCGUAGAUGCUGGUUUUCAUCUCUAUUUAUAGUUUUUAAUCCUUUAAUUUAGCUAUUAACUCUUGUGUUUUUUUAACUAAGUGGUCCAUAUCUAUCCAAAUAACUAUUGAUAGACAAAUACGUAUUGAAUUAAUGUUGUAUUCAUCUGCUAAGGUUAAUAAUCACAGGAUUACACUCUGCCAUUCAACUGAAAAUCUACUGAAAGGUCACUGAAUGACAAAGCUCUCCAGUUCAAGGACCUUUUCCAGACCUUCAGUGAUUAUUCAGUUAACUGACUUGAGUAAUACUCACUAGGUUUAUCCCUUGAAUGCUGUAAUGCUAUUGUUGACUGAUAACUUAUUUUUGUUCAUACAAGCAUCGACCUGAGUAUUUCAUGUAAGUAUUCAUGUAAACCACAUAUUGCAAAUUAAAAAAUAUAUAUGUAUCUAAAAAUAUUAUAAGUGCAUGUAUAGUAUUAAUGAUGUAACAGGGAUGAAACCCAAACCCAUUCAUUUUUGUGAAGAAAAAAAAUGUGUUUAAAUUGAACAAAAGAUGUAAUAUUACUCACAUGCUUAAAAAGGAAUAUGCCUGGAUUCUGGAAAAUAAAAUAUUCUAAGCAUAU
Messenger RNA from Saccostrea echinata, 4250 nucleotides. RefSeq lists its product as uncharacterized. Lineage: Eukaryota; Metazoa; Mollusca; Bivalvia; Ostreida; Ostreidae. The transcript has 13 exons. Bases 1 to 3567 code for a protein of 1188 amino acids. The record is from RefSeq and is a predicted model, not a curated record.